Molecule: messenger RNA, 1397 nt
Organism: Musa acuminata subsp. malaccensis (wild Malaysian banana)
Lineage: Eukaryota; Viridiplantae; Streptophyta; Magnoliopsida; Zingiberales; Musaceae
Source: RefSeq, a predicted model, not a curated record
CUCUCUCUCUGUGGAGCGUUGUUCUUGGAAUCCGAUCCCUCGCGGUACUCCAAAGAUUGAAGGACGAGGCGUCACAGACGAUACGACGCCCGAGGCUUCUGUCGAGCCAAGAUAAACUAAUAUAGCAGUAAAAGGUCUUCAUCUUUUCCGUCACGGCUGACUCCGGCAUCAGAGGCGUGUCCCAGCCAAAUAAUACAUUCAGCGUACUCGGAACUAUUUGGCCAGUCUCACUAAUCUCUAUAACCAGCAGUGACUGCAGAUCCCGGAGAAGAUGGAUACCUUUUCUCAUGUUCCCCCCGGGUUUCGGUUCCACCCGACGGAGGAAGAACUCGUGGAUUACUAUCUUAAGAAGAAGGUAGCAUCAAGAGGGAUCGAUCUUGAUAUCAUAAAGGACGUCGAUUUGUAUAAGAUCGAGCCAUGGGAUCUUCAAGAUAGAUGCAAGAUAGGAAGGGAGGAGCAAAAUGAGUGGUACUUCUUUAGCCACAAGGACAAGAAGUAUCCGACCGGGACACGGACGAAUCGAGCGACAGCGGCCGGAUUCUGGAAGGCCACCGGAAGGGACAAGCCGAUCUACUCCAAGAACAGCUUGAUCGGGAUGAGGAAGACGUUGGUGUUCUACAAGGGUCGAGCGCCUAACGGGCAGAAGUCGGAUUGGAUCAUGCACGAGUACCGUCUUGAAUCCAACGAGAGUGCACCGCUGCAGGAAGAGGGAUGGGUUGUGUGCAGGGUUUUCAAGAAGAGAAUGACGGCGACGCCCAUCGGACGAGCAAGCGGACAUGACUCCGCAUGCUGGUACGACGAUCAUGCAUCCUUGGUGCCGGAGCUCGAUUCCCCGAGGCAAGCAGGAGCGCGGCCGGGGAUGGCGUUCCUCCAGCUGCCCCAGCUGGAGAGCCCCAAGCUUCCCUUCGACGUUGGCCAUGCAGCUGCUCUCCACCCACCCGCGAUCACGCAGGACGACCUGAUGCAAUAUUCCAACAAGCAGCUUCAGGUUUUCUCCACCUACAACAUCGCCGGAGCUACUGAUCAUUCGGUGGAGCAGGUCACGGACUGGAGGGUGCUCGACAAGUUCGUCGCGUCCCAGCUCAGCCAUGACGGCGGCGUCUGCAAGGAGCUCCACUGCUCCACUUCUGAGAAGCCUGAGGUAAAUGCCGAACGUGCUUCGACUUCCAACUGCAGUGCUGCCCAAAUCGAGCUGUGGAAGUGAAGGCGUCCGAUAGUUGACUGGAAAUACUGAUCAUUAGGAGGUAAAUAGGUGUCGAAACAUGUGGAAGGCCACGGAUUUAAUGUACAUAACAUGAAGCCGAGGGUUUGGAUGAUUGACUCGAUCUCUCUCGAACUAUGGACUCUUUCGUUUGGUCCAUUGUUUGACAGCAAGAUUUGCUGUCAUCACAAUAUGU